CUUUGGUUCUAAGGGGAAAACAGACAAGACAAGCUUCAUGCUAUCGUGCACAGUAGAGAUAAUACAAAACAAACAAAUUGAGAAUUUACGAAGUGUUGAAGUCAGAAAUGGAAACAUACUCAAAAAUUUUCCCUGAUGAAAAUAAUCAUCUCAGAGUAAAGAUGGAAAUGGGAGAAGCUGAUGAUAGCUAUGAAAAAGGAAACUCAUUUGACUUGGAUUUUCAAUACACGAUUGAGGAUAAAAAGAAUGAAAUCAUGGAUAUUGUUCAGCAUUACACUGAUGAGAAUGGAAUGAGAUCGUCUCUUGAAUAUGAAAGAGGACAAUUUGCUUUCAACCAGAAAAGCAAUGUCGAUGGGCAUAUAGAUGCUGUCCAUUUGAAUAAAAAAGAACAUACAUGUCACUUAUGUGAGUUUGCAGCCAAUCAGAAAUAUGACCUCAAAAAACAUAUAGAUUAUGUCCAUUUGAAUAAAAAAGAACAUAAAUGUCACUUAUGUGAUUAUGCAGCCAAUCAGAAAAAUAACCUCAAAAUGCAUAUAGAUUCUUUCCAUUUGAAUAAAAAACAACAUAAAUGUCACUUAUGUGAGUUUGCAGCCAAUCAGAAACAUGGCCUCAAAAGUCAUAUAGAUUUUGUCCAUUUGAAUAAAAAAGAACAUAAAUGUCACUUAUGUGAGUAUGCAACCAAUCAGAAAAGUAACCUCAAAAAGCAUAUAGAUUCCGUCCAUUUGAAUAAAAGAGAACAUAAAUGUCACUUAUGCAUAUAG
This is a messenger RNA of Harmonia axyridis, 761 nucleotides long. RefSeq names its product zinc finger protein 711-like. Gene Ontology annotation, cellular component: nucleus. The transcript has 3 exons. Bases 108 to 761 code for a protein of 217 amino acids. The record is from RefSeq and is a predicted model, not a curated record. Gene Ontology annotation, biological process: regulation of transcription by RNA polymerase II. NCBI's taxonomy places the organism in Eukaryota, Metazoa, Arthropoda, Insecta, Coleoptera, Coccinellidae. Gene Ontology annotation, molecular function: RNA polymerase II transcription regulatory region sequence-specific DNA binding; DNA-binding transcription factor activity, RNA polymerase II-specific.